Messenger RNA from Cryptotermes secundus, 3445 nucleotides. RefSeq names its product cyclin-dependent kinase 11B. Gene Ontology annotation, molecular function: cyclin-dependent protein serine/threonine kinase activity; ATP binding. The coding region runs from base 123 to 2918 and encodes 931 amino acids. Gene Ontology annotation, biological process: protein phosphorylation; regulation of mitotic cell cycle. Gene Ontology annotation, cellular component: nucleus. Lineage: Eukaryota; Metazoa; Arthropoda; Insecta; Blattodea; Kalotermitidae. The transcript has 16 exons. The record is from RefSeq and is a predicted model, not a curated record.
GCAGUUCUCAGCAUGGUCCCGGUGGUGGUUGUGUAUUAUGGUUUACGUAUAGAAAUGUUUCGCGUUGUGCCCUAACCGAAUUUGGAUAUAUUUGUUUCUGACAGAACUACAACGUUGAAGCAAUGUCAGAAUAUGAUGUUUCGGAGAUUGAAGCAGAAGAUCAAAGCGAGGAUGGUGAAAUUACAAAGAGUCCACACAAACAUUCACCAAUGCAACUUUCGAAAGACGAUACAGCAUUCAGCAUAUCGGAAGAGGAGGAAGAUGCUGAUGAUACAGCAGAUUCGUUGGAUAUAAAACCUCCCCAAGCAUCUGUUAUACAUCACCACAAGUCAAGCUCAUCUCGCAGUGGUAGCAGUAAACGAGAUAAACAUUCAGACAGAGAUAGUGGCAGACGUGAACAUAUACAUGGGAAAGCAGACUCAUCUUCUCAUAGAAAGAGUCACCAUCGAGCGCGGGAACACAGGGAGCACAGAGAGGAAAGACUGCGGGAGAAACGACACCAUCGGGAGCGUCGUGAGGCAGCUGCAGCAGCCAGGGAGAAUAAACGUGAUAGGGAGCGUGAGCGGGAACGAGAUCGUGAACGUGAUGUUAUCAGCAGCAGUGGUCGUGAACGUGAUUCUAGAGGAAUAACGGAUGGUGGUUUGGGAAGCAGAAGUAAAGACAAAAUGUCAAAUGAGCGUGGGGAACGUGUGUUGGAGGAUCUGAGGGAGCGACUGCUAGACAAGCGACGAAAUGAAGGUCGAAGUGGAGGUGCAGGAGUUGGUGGCGGUGACACUGAAAGAGGCAAUGGUCACUUACUUUCGCUGUUAUUUCCCAGCGGUGGAGGCACUGGUGGUGGUGGUGUCAGUGGUGGAGGAACAGAUCGAAGAAUAAAAGUGGAGCGGAGAGAACGAGACAGAGAACGUGAUCGUGAAAGAAGGGUAGUAGAAGAAGAAAUCAUUGCAGUUACUGCACCAAGAGAGUCAUCUCAUGAGAAAGCAGAACGCUUGGAGAAGGAGAUGAGAAGGGAACGUCUUCUAGAAGCAGAAUCAAACCACCUGGACGACAGUGACGAUGAAUGGAAGUUCGAAUAUGGAAGUCCUUACAGAGAGAUGGUGCGACAGAAGGAGGUGUACCGACGAGAGCUGGAAGCAAGACGUGAACGUCGACACUUAGAGAAAGAGAAAGAACGUACUCUCAGGGAAAUUGCCAAAAAAAGAGAACGCAGUCGCAGUAGAGAGAGGAAGAAACGUAGAAUAGAGGAGGAAGGUGAUGAAACCAAGGGUAACACAGAAAGAAAUGGUGGUCAAGAGAAUGCUGAUGCUGCCAACAAUAUUGUGACAUUGUCAGAUGACUCAGAUGAAGAGCAGCUCCAUGCUGUGGAACAAGGAAAGCAGCAGCCUGGAGGCAUGGUCAGGCCAGCAGGUACCAGAGGGAGUAGUCCAGGGGAUGAAGAGGAGGAUGUCUCUAGUGAGGCAGAAGAGGAAGAGGAAGAGGAGGAAGAAGAAGAAGAUGAUGAUGAGGACAGUGACAGUAGCACUGAGUCUGAGGAAGAUGAGGCUGUUGAAACUGAUUCAGGUGGCCAUCACACAGAUGAUGAAGCUGGUUAUAACAGUCGUAACCACUCGCCUGCUUCAGCAAAACGACGUCUGGGAUCAGAUGGUAAUAGAGAUGAAAAUGAGAUGCCAGCCUCUGCCACGAAGCCUGUAGACAAACAGUCAGAUGAAGAGGAAGAGAAUGGAAUUCCCUUCAUCAAUGACGAGUCUCCAAAAUCAGAUGUUGUGAUGCAAGAGGAACUUCCACCAUAUCUGCCAGCUAUCCAAGGAUGCAGAAGUGUGGAAGAGUUCCAAUGUCUUAAUAGAAUUGAAGAAGGGACAUAUGGUGUAGUAUAUCGGGCAAGAGACAAGCGCACAGAAGAAGUCGUUGCCCUUAAAAGAUUAAAAAUGGAGAAAGAAAAAGAAGGGUUUCCAAUCACAUCAUUGCGAGAAAUCAACACAUUAUUAAAGGCCCAGCAUCCAAAUAUUGUUACAGUGAGGGAAAUUGUUGUGGGAAGCAAUAUGGACAAGAUCUUCAUUGUAAUGGAUUAUGUUGAGCAUGAUCUAAAAUCUCUCAUGGAAACUAUGAAACAGAAGAAGCAAGUCUUCAUCCCAGGAGAGGUGAAGUGUCUCAUGCAGCAACUUCUUCGAGCUGUGGCACAUCUGCAUGACAACUGGAUCCUUCAUAGAGAUCUCAAAACAUCCAACCUGCUAUUGAGCCAUAAAGGCAUUCUGAAAGUAGGUGACUUUGGACUGGCAAGAGAGUAUGGAUCUCCGCUGAAAGGAUACACCCCUAUAGUGGUGACUCUCUGGUACCGUGCACCAGAACUGCUGCUGUGCACGAAGGAAUAUUCAACGCCAGUUGACAUGUGGUCUGUUGGGUGUAUCUUUGGUGAAUUUCUUUCCAUGGAAGCUUUAUUUCCAGGCAAAUCUGAAGUGGACCAGCUCAAUCGAGUAUUCAAGGACCUGGGGACACCAAAUGAAAGGAUUUGGCCUGGUUACAGUAAACUACCAGCUGUCCAGAGAGUGACAUUCACAGAAUAUCCUGUAAGCCAGUUACGGUCUCGGUUUGGAACCAUGAUCACCGAUUUGGGCAUGGAUCUAAUGAAUAGAUUUCUUACAUAUGACCCUGCUCAGCGUGUAACUGCAGAGGAUGCUCUUCAUCAUGACUACUUUGAGGAAGCCCCUCUUCCCAUUGACCCAGCAAUGUUUCCAACUUGGCCAGCCAAGAGUGAAUUGGGUCACAGGAAAGCUGCAGCUGCCAGCCCCAAACCCCCACCUGGUGGACACGAAUACAAACAACUUGGUGAUACAGAUGAAGAUGUUCCUGCAGGAGGAUUUCACAUGGGUCUUCUGGAGAAGGGACGUGCUACAAGUGGUCCUGGUUUCAGUCUCAAAUUUUGACCUAAAGUGCAGUUUCAGAUAUAACUUUGGUAAAUACCCAACAAAUGAACUUUUUUAACUUUGUGUGGUAUGUUACUGAAGGAUGUACAUAUACUGUACACUUACUCACUUUUUUAGUGCCUACAAUUUCCAUCCACAUGCUAUAUUUUUAGAUUUUGUUCUUCAGUUUUCACCCUGUGCAGUCCAGUGAUGGUAACCUUACAGAGUACAUAGUUCUUGUGCUAAGUUACACUUUAUACACAGUUCUGCAAGAAACAAAUGGGACUCAUUGCCAGCAGUUAGAGGUUCAAGAUGUCUUCUUUGAACUUUCCUGGCACAAACAAGCAAGAAGACUGUUAAAUGGAAAUAUGCAGAAGACCAAAUUAUAGUAAUUUAAUUUUUUGUUGUAUAUAAUGCAGUGUGUUUCUUGUUAUAAUUUCAGUACCAAAGUAUGUUGAUGGCACAUACAGAAUUGGGAGUUGAACUGGAAUAAUUUGUAAUAAGUCUUGUGCAGUGAUAAUAAAAUAAUUUUGGCGAUGAUAUUGUUA